AUGACAACAAAAUGUCUCCUCAUUUAGAAGAGCAGUCAACCGUGUUCACAGUCUGUCGCCAAUCUAAUAAUGAGCUUCGGUGCUGCUGGAGCCACCGGCUCGUCGUUACCGGCAGGACUCACUGUUGAUGAGAAGACGCCACUUCAUCUUCAUGCGCGCUACGCUGGACUGACGUUUUGCGGGUGCGCGCACGCAAUUUUUUUAUGCGAACUGGCGCACUCGUUAAAAUGUCUUAUAGGAAGUAAGACUGGUGCCAGGGACUCGUGUACCUCGCGGUGGCAUGGCGACUUCUGUGUGGGGAUUCUCGGUCUGGGUAACCUGGGCAAACAGCUGGUGCUCAGCCUCCUUAAAAAGACCCACAUCAAACCCACGCAGAUUAAGAUCUCCACCAGAACCCCAGAGUCAGCAGAGGAGUGCGUCCCGGCAGGAGUCGAGUGUUUCUUCGACAAUCGCCGGCUGGCAGCGUGGGCAGAUGUUUUGUUCCUCUGCUGUUUGCCUUCUCACCUCCACAGAGUCUGCGCCGAUCUUCGUUGUCAUCUGCCAAAGCACUGCCUCGUGUACAGUUUCGUCACAGCGGUGCCUGUCACCAGCAUAGCUGAGCAUCUUGGCCACAACUUUGUCCUGAAACCACAGUAUCAGCUGGAAGCGUGCCACGCCUCAGACCUGUGGCUGUCCUGCUCUCAUCUGACCGCGGCUUUGUCAGAUCCAUCACUGAUAGAGGCAUCCUGCCCUCUUGCUAUACAAGGUGGCAUCUCUUUAGGUCUGACCUGGGUAUGUGGAGUGUUGUACAGCCUGUUAAACAUCUGCACCUCUGCCUGCCUGGGGUCCAGUGAGGCUCUUUCUCUAAUUAACGGCAUACUCACAGAGAACGGGACGAACAAUGAGCCAUUAUUAAAUGCGCAGAGCUUCAUCGGUUCCUCUUCUGCAUCUGUUCUCGAUCCAAAUGAGUCUUUUCCCUGGAUUUCUCUCACUGAUGCCCAAACCAAAGAGACGCCGCUGCUUCGCUUUGUAACGAGCAGCAAAUCUGUGCAACAGUUCAUCUGUGCAGCGUUCAAGACAUCCCUGGAAAGAACAAUAAAAUGACAAGGUCACGUCGUCAUAGAGAGGACAUAUUACAAUCAAUAAACAUUUUCUUUUUGCAUUUUGUAAAACUUUGACAUACAUUUUGUAGUAUUUGAUUCUUUCAUCACACAAACGGUAUUAUUAUAAUAUUAAAUAGCAUUUAACGAAAUAUAUAAUAUAUCUUUAGUCUGAUUAUGAAGCAUAUUUGAAGAUAUGUCACUGUGCUUAUUUUAGCAUUUAUACCAGCAUAGUUAGUAAAGCAAAAAUACGACUGGUUUUAUAAGCCGUGUUUAUGCCUCAGAAAUGUUUUCUGCCUGUGAUUAAAAGUUAUUUUUCAUGCCACUGCAGCCUACAUUUCGUUUGCUUUUAAGCAGGUCACUGUGAAUACCAUGGGUUUGUUGUAGUUUCCCAUCAUUGUAUUGUAUUUGUACCCUAAUAUAUAUAAUUGUAUUAUUUUAUGGAUUGCAAUGCAAUGUUUAUUUAGAGUUAAAGUUGAGGGUGAGAUCACACUCUUUUUACCUUUUGUUCAUCUUUGUAGUAAGAGUAGCCAGCAGCAACAAAAGAUGAGCAUUUUAUGUAAAUGUUUACUUUAAG
This is a messenger RNA of Fundulus heteroclitus (mummichog), 1656 nucleotides long. It is a transcript of the gene noxred1, whose product is annotated as NADP-dependent oxidoreductase domain containing 1. Gene Ontology annotation, molecular function: pyrroline-5-carboxylate reductase activity. Bases 70 to 1083 code for a protein of 337 amino acids. Gene Ontology annotation, biological process: L-proline biosynthetic process. The transcript has 6 exons. The record is from RefSeq and is a predicted model, not a curated record. NCBI's taxonomy places the organism in Eukaryota, Metazoa, Chordata, Actinopteri, Cyprinodontiformes, Fundulidae.